Molecule: messenger RNA, 2917 nt
Organism: Linum trigynum
Lineage: Eukaryota; Viridiplantae; Streptophyta; Magnoliopsida; Malpighiales; Linaceae
Source: the annotation of a GenBank genome assembly
UGUUCUAUUGGAUUGUUCAUUCCAUUACAACGUUGCUAUAGUUCCCAUGGCCUUACACGACAAAUGAAGCAAAUUUCCAAAGUCAGUACAGUUUUCCUUUUUGAGAAAUAGACUGACGUUGAAUUAUUAUUUCCUUUUUGUUUUUUAGUUCGAUGAAUUAUUUCCUUCUGUUAUACGCACGUAGUCAUGCAAUAAUGUGAUCCAAUGUAUGUAUAUGACGAAAAUUCAAAGAGGGAGGCUCUCACAUUAAUUAUUAGUCGACUAAUAGUUAUACAAUCUGCACAUUUUCCUUAUACUUUAUGUUUAAAAAUGCUCGGAUGAAAAUUAUAGAAAAUAUAUAUAUAUGCUUAUUGAAUUAGGAAAUUGGACAUCAAGGCCCUCUGAUCGUCCCGAACGCCACCCUGGAGAUCACAAGGCCCACCACUUCGUCGUCCUUACCAUUCGGGCAGAGCUGUUUCAAUCGUGUUAGUAAAUAGUAGGGUAAUGGCUAUUUUUUAUCCAAACCUUUUUUGGAUUCUUUUUUAUUAGCCAAACCUAUCGAAAUACCAAAAAAUUAGUCAAAUGUUAACUUUUAGUUAGCAAUUUUAUUAGUAAUAUUGAUUUGGCAACAUGAUACUAACUUGGAAGAGACACAUGAAAGUCAACAUUCCAAAAUUUUAGUAUUUUAACUAAAAAAAGAGUUACAAAAAUAUUAAAGAUAACGUGAAAUGACUAAUAUUUUGAUGCAUUACGAAAGAUUUGGCUAAUUAAUAGCAUUCUAAUAGGUUUUGAUAAUAUAAAAGAAUCCAAAAAAAGUUUGGAUAAAAAAUAGACAUUACCCUACUCGACCUCGACGACGACGAUCUCUUCGAUCUCCUCUCGUCGAUGAUCGCGUCGAGAAUCGAGCUCGCACCCUCACGCAUACUCUUCAGCUUCCCUUGGAACCCGGACAUGACGGGAAGAAAUGUAAGAGAAGGAUACAGGUCCGACAUCCCGAAACCUGACAGGACAUCCGAUAUGUUCUCAGCAACCGUCAGGAACGCCUGGUUCAGCCCUCGAAUCGUCCCGAACAACGCCCUGGAAAUCACGGCCCCGGACAGGCUCUCCACCAUCCGACUAAGAUCCACCACAGUUGUCGUAGCGCGGCGGAGAUCCAGUACGAGCUUGUCCACCUCCUGUCCCCUGAUCCAGCGGAAGGAGUGGACGCGCUUGGUGCUUAGGAGCUCCAGGGUGCAGAUCUUGCGGAGCUGGCGCCAGUGGUGGCCGUAGGGCGCAAAAGCGACGUCGUUGCAGCCGUCGUAGAGGACGGAGGAUGUGGAUCACUGGCCAAAAUCCCGAGUAGUCAUCCAAGCACAGAAUAGUUGAAGACCAUACCUCAUCCUGGCUUCAACUCUAGCUCCUCUCCCACCUUACACUUAUCUACUGCUGCUGCUGAUGAUAUGCUUACACAUAGCAUAAGCAGAGAAGAAGAAUAAAAGGGGUCAGCUCAUAGCUGAGUGAGAUAAUCAUAGCAUCGUGAGUUCAUAACAGAGCAUACCUUAUCAUACAUCUAACAAUCUAGCCAAAACACUAGGAUCGGACCUCAGCCAUCCUCAUAUCCCAAUAGGCAAAAGACUCAACCACCUUGACUUAUGCAUAUACAUCUUAUCAUGUUUUAAUCAUAGGCGUCUGGCUACUCCCAUGCUAAUUACUCUCCCAGGAAUACGGACCAAACAUCUCGUGGAUGUGGUCAUAUUGGACCCACCACUGCCGGUGUAGUCAUAUCGGACCUGACAUCACUCUGGGUGUGGUCAUAUCUCAUGAUGAAUCAACGGUCAACACCACAUCAGGGGUGUGACAUAACAUAUCAUAACGGAGUAAUAGCAUGGGGAGCCCUAAUUACUAUGUAAUUGACCAUUAGACCAAAUCACUCUUAUUUGAUAUCCUUAUACAUGAUUCAGAUUUCAUCUUGCUUAAUCAUAAUUCGUUACUUAGACAUGUUCUUGGCCAGACCACAAUUGGCUCAACAUAACCAGGAGUCGUAUAAUUGCACUUCCUCGGGAUAAACCCUCGUGCAAGUCAUCCUCCUUAAACAUAAAAAUAUCACCAGGGAAUAUAUAUUUUCCCACAUGUGCAUCCAAAUACAACAAUCAUGAAAAAUCAUACCCAAUCACCUUUUCGAACCAUCAUAAGGCAAAUCAACAGUCAAGCCCACAAUUUGCAACAUAUACGAAAUCAUCAGCAUAAACAAGGUCCAUCUCGAUUAGGGCAAGUCAAUAAUAUCAUACAGUAGUCCAUGGUUCAGCAUAUAGCACAAAAGAUCAUACACACCUAAUCAUGCCAUUCUAGUUCACCUAGGUCAAUUCUAAGCAUAAGUAUAAUUAUCGUGAUACGACAAACCCGGUAUGUCGUGCUAAUCCCUCACCAGUUCUGGUCGUUCAAACACCGGUUUACGCUUCCCGUACUAAAAUGUCAAUUUCACAAACGAACCCCGAAUUAAAAUCCGAGACCGUCCUAAAUAUCCCCUGCAGUAUCCCCGUAAAUAUUAGUUCUAGGCUCCGGGUCAAAUUAUUAAUAAAAACACAUCAAACCCUGGCCGGAGCUAAAUUCAACGAUUUGGACCCCGACCUAAAUAAUUGCCGAAAUUCAGGGAUUAGAACUAGAGGAUUGAUUACCUCGCUGCAGGAAGCUCGUAUAUGAAAUUUGGGCUCAAUCCGACUUCUGGAUACUACGAAACCCUAAUUUGGCUUAUCGGGAAUUCAAAAAAUUCCUAAACCAAAAACUGUUUUAAAGCUCUAAAUCGAUAAAUCACGAUGUAUAGAUGAAUUAGGUAUUACUUACGGGAUUUUUGGAUCACUAAAACUUAAGAUUUGAGCUUUGAGAAUUUCCGUGCUCACCUCCCCUGCGUGCCCUCUGCUCCAGUUCUCUCGGUCCAGGAAAAUAAAGAAUGAAACGAUGA